Racocetra fulgida is the source of this 315-nucleotide messenger RNA. The record is from the annotation of a GenBank genome assembly. NCBI's taxonomy places the organism in Eukaryota, Fungi, Glomeromycota, Glomeromycetes, Diversisporales, Gigasporaceae.
AUGUUUCCGGAUUCAAUUUUGCCCAACACUUUUCAUGUUUGUGAUGGUGGCUUGUUUGCAGCAGUUUCUCUUGGUGGUUUAUUGGCGACUUCUGGUGGUUCAUCAGCAACGGAUAUUUCUAGUGAUUCAUUGGCAACAAUUAUUUCUGGUAGUUCAUUGGCAACGGUUGUUUAUGGUGGUUCAUCGGUGAUGGCUGCUUCUUCAUGGUCAUCAAAAUCGGAAGUUGAACAAACUUUGAGAUUGUUGAUAUUACUUGCAAGUGAACUUGCAAGUGAUACCACUGAACUUGCUCGUUUCAUUAAAAAACUUGCUUCA